AUGGACUUUGAAUCUAAAUUGACAGAAGUGUCCCAUGACAUUUCACUCAACUCUGCGCCAUCAGUAUAUCUAUCGACUGCCCAGAAUAUAAUCACCGAGCUCCCUGAACCCACCAGUAUUAAAGAUGAAUUGGGACACUUGAAGGAAUUCUCAAGUAAGCUAAAAUUCCAGUACUUAGAGCAGGAGACUAGGGACAAAUUCCUUCGGCUCAUGCUUAUUGAACGGGAACAAAACAUAACACAAGCAGAAGUGGAUGCACUAGUGGAACAAAACCGCAGGCAAAAACAAUCACUUAAGGACAUAAAGACGGAAAUGUAUUCAUUAAUUAAGUCUAGUGAGGCGGUAGCCGAGGAGGUCAUUUCUUUGAACAGGUCAUUUGAAGCACGUUAUGGAGAUGUUACUAGUACAUUAGAAGAUAUCUCAAAUAUGCAAAAAGAAUUGGAUAACUUAUUAAACGAGCCUGAAAAUGAAAAUCAUAAAGCACUCUUUAACCUCAAGAAGAUCAUUGAUACCGAGGAUAUUGGAUUAAACGAGGCAAUCAAUAUAGCGACUAAUGCGUUGGAUCAGGAGGCCUUGGUUUUGUCCCAAUUAGAACAUAAUGUUGAGAAGACCAGAAUAGAGCACUCAUCGCAGACGCAAGUAAUCGAUACUCUUACAGAAAAACUUAAAAAACUUGAAGGACUUUUACAAGAAGCAGGAAACAGGCCAAAAGAUCAACAAGAGCCACAACAAGUUUUUGCUCAAUGGCUUCGGGAGUUGAACAUGCACCUAGAAAAGUUCAUCCCAAUGUCUCUACGUUUAGGUGAGAGUGCACAAACUUUGAUGUUCGGCCCUUACCAGUUGGAGUUCGAUAAAGAGCUUAACAUUACCAAAUGCUCGGACAAAACCAUUUCAUCAGCGACUAUUGAAGAAAUCAACCACGCCAAAAAAGAAGCCAAGUUUUGGAAACUACUGCAUUUGUUAUGUAGACUCAUUUUUCGCGCUGAAAUGUAA
Messenger RNA from Clavispora lusitaniae ATCC 42720, 993 nucleotides. RefSeq lists its product as uncharacterized. Gene Ontology annotation, biological process: attachment of mitotic spindle microtubules to kinetochore; protein localization to kinetochore. NCBI's taxonomy places the organism in Eukaryota, Fungi, Ascomycota, Pichiomycetes, Serinales, Metschnikowiaceae. Gene Ontology annotation, cellular component: kinetochore. The record is from RefSeq and is a predicted model, not a curated record.